UAGGUAUAAAGCAGUCAAGUGGCAAUCUGAAAAUUGUGUGUGAGAAUAUACUUUUCUACAUAGAUAUUUCUUUAGAAAAGAAGGUAACUUAGUAUGUUUGAAUGUUUCAGUUUUUUUCUAUCAUCGUAUUAGAAAAAUGAAACUUAGGCCUUAAUGGAUGUGCUUAGGGAAUGUGCUUUGUCCCUUUCUAGUAUAUGACAGAGCAAAUAAACAGGGUUACCUUUAUGUAGUGCCCAAAACUAAAAAUAAAAAAAGGAAGAAAAGAAAAAGAAAAGUAAAAAACUUGAUGGCAGCCAUUCCAGGCUUCUUUAUUAUUUCAUUAAAGUCUUUCUGAGAAUGUUGGUUAAGUUAAGUAAAAUGAAAAAAAAAUGCUUGAGAAUAAACUAAGCGACAAAAAGCCCAUCACCAAAGCAUUUUCCCGUGAUUUUAUUAUCAUGAUACAAUAUAUCAUAAAAGAGAACUGUGUUCAGUAUGAAAUAAUUGAUAGCUGUGUAACCCAUAGCAUCACAAGAAACACUUAGUUUUAAAAUAAUGUUCUGAAUAUUACUUUAUCUACAUACACUUAUAUUUUAUUUAAAGUCUGAUCUGUUGAAAAAGAUAAAGUUGCACUGUUUUAAAGGUAAGUAACUGCUGACUGCCAAACACUGUUAAAAUAUAUCAGAGUUAUCCUCCUGUUAAAACAGAAAGAGGAAGUAAAGGAAAUUCCCCACAGAUUGUAACUACGCAAUUAAAACUAACAAAGGAACUUGAAGAGGUUUAUAAUCAAUUUGCUGACAUCAGACCAAAACUAAGAAUGUUUCAAGCACCAGAUAAUACAUAUACUGUGUCAGAGAGACUGUCAGAGGUUCUUGCUGAUAUAGGAGUGGAUGAGAGAAUUGUAUUGAGAAGAAGAAGAACAUUUAUGCUGAGAGAAUCUAUGUAUAAUAGUGCAGUACAACUACUGGAUAAGAAUCAUACAAAGUACUAUUUAGGUAGCCAGUCAGAAGGAACAACUACACCAGGACUUGACUCAGACACUGACAUUCUUGUAUCUAUCAAUGGCAUUAUGAUAGUGCAAGACUGGAGUGAGUGGCAACCUGGUGUACUUAAUCUACUGAUGAUUCAGGAUGACACUGUAUCACCUGGUUACUGUUUGCUACAGUGUCUGAGAGACAAUGCUCCUCUUCCAUACAAUGAUGUACCUGAUGAACACUAUUUUAGAGACAGGACUGGAAGAAUACUACUAAGUAAUACAGUCAUUUCUCCACCAGCAGCAGUAGUAGAUUUUAUAGGUGUAAACAAUGGUCCAGCAUAUACAGACCCUGGACAACCGGGGACUACUGAAGUAGACAAUGUUCCUGCUUUUCACUGUAAUUCAUGGCCUCUACAAGCUAGACAAUGGUUAGACAAGCAAGGUGUAGGUCAGUGGCCUUCAGAUGAUAUGAAGAGAUACUGUAGCAACACCGGGUGUUUUGUUGUUGGAGUUGGUAGCAAGGGCAGUGAAAAUGAAGAGCUUGAAUGGAGAAUAUCAACAUCUUUCGCAGAAAGGUGUUUAAUGUUUAGUCUCAAUAUCACACAGAUUCGGUGCUACGUGUUGAUGAAGAUGAUAUUAAAAACUUACAUCAAGCCUCUCUAUGAAGGUACCAUUACCAGUUUCAUGUGUAAAACAGUUAUGUUCAAACUAAUUGCAAAUACACAUUCUAAUUUCUGGAGAGAAAAUAACUUACUGGUUUGUCUAUCAUUUUGUUUAUUUGCCCUAUACAACAGUGUGUUGAAUGAAAACUGUCCACAUUUCAUUAUACCAGGUAACAACUUGAUGGCAGGACAUAUUGCUCAAGAAUCUAAACCUCACAUUCUUGAAAUACUGCAGUAUAUCAUAAACAGUGAAGGAACGGCAUUACUGAGGAUCGAGUGUGAUGCUCUUGGUGCUAGGCUUCAGCUGAAGUUGAAUAACUUAUCCUUAUUCAGUAAAAGAUGCUUUACUUCAGGAUUCUUAUUAAAUACAACUGCGCAGAUUAUUAAUGAUAGUAUAAGUGAAUGUCUACGUUGUAUUAGCAACAGCAGUAAUGAAGUAGCUAUACAAACAUUGCUGAAGUAUAUUUUCAAACUUGUUAUUAUUUCUAACCAAUGUCAAGGAUUGGAGAAAAGAGUUUGUAGACUUCUUGCACCCUGUUUCUGUACAACACUGGGAUCUACCCUGGCAUCCCUAAACAUUCAACAGUACAGCGGUAUAUCAGUAGAAGCUCUUACCUGGAUCACACUGGGUCUGAACACAGAUGUUUCAUCUAGUAAACUGAAGCUAGCAUCCAUGUUUUACUGUAUAGGGGAUAGUAACAGAACAGAACUUGUGCUCAGAGAUAUUGAAGGAAGCUAUAACCAAAACAUUGUCGAGCCUAUCUGUAAUUGUCAUUAUUACAUCAAACAAGCUUAUAGAAGAGGAUUCAAUGCAAUAUCUGACAAUCAUAAUGAAGAAGCUGUACAAUAUGCUACAGCAUUCUGUGUCAGAUUUCUGCCCUGUGAAACUAACUGCAUUCCAACUGAGCUACAGUACGAAAUGUUCAGAUCUACAGAAGAGGACCUUGCUUUCAGAAGUAGAAUAGACUACUGGAUGGACUGGGCGGUGAUGGACUCUCUCCCUUACCUGUUCUUUCUACAAUACAAGACCUACAGCUAUCUUGGAAGACAAGAUGACAAGGAAAGAGCACUUUCCAAACUUAUCAAGACCAUUGAACAGGAACCAAACCUUGGUCAUAGGGAAACAGCCCUAAAUCUACUUGGACAGUGUAUGGAACAAGAGGACCGACCAACUGAUGCUUUACGUUGUUAUUCUUUAUCCUUAAAACUAAGGGGAAGAAACAAUGUUGCCAAGAUCCAUAUAUGUAGACUUCUAUCUACUAUAGUAAAUCACCGGGCAGGAACAAUGUUUUGAAAGAUAGUGUCAACUGAGUGCAAACACUUAAAAUAACAAAUAUUUUUUCCGAAACUGACUUCUUCUCAUUAAUGGAUUCAGAAUAUUGAUUUACAUGCCCUGUAAAGUAAGCAUGGUCACUUUCAAUUAUAUUUUGAUGAUUUUGUAGAAACUGGAAAACAAGAUGUAAAUUCUUUGUAUCAAAGCAAUCUAAUGUAAAUUACAUUAAUUUUGUGCUUUGUCUUAAAAGUAUAUUUUUUUAAGGUAAAGACAAAGAUAAAUAUUAUUUCCCAUCGCUUUAUGAAACAAUUUAGAUAAACUCUGUAGAACUUUUUAGCGACCCUAUUCUAAGUACCAUUUAUACCUUACCCCCAGCAAUUUGCUGGUAUCCAUUUACGAGCCCACCUGCUUAGCUCAGUUGGGAGAGCAUUUGUCUAUGGAUUGCGGGGUCACCGGUUUGAUCCCCGGGAUGGGUGUAUUUCUCCGUGAAGAUUUGAUAAAAGACAUUGUGUCUGAAAUCAUUUGUCCUCCACCUCUAAUAAUUCAUGUGGGGAAGUUGGUAGUUAUUUGCGGAGAAAAUGUUUGUAUUGGUACAGAAUCCAGUUACACUGGGAUAGGUUAACUGCCCGUCGUUACAUGACUGAAGUACUGUUGAAAAAAUGAUGUUAAAUCCAAAACAAACAAAGGUCAGCUGAGGCAAUCAUAAUAAUGCGUCAUGCCCAAGGACACACUGCAGUGAGAGUAGCCAGGCUUCGGGCAUUCACCUCCUCAGGAAAGCAUCUUAGCCCUCUCGACCAAUGCGUCCACUGAUGCAUUAUAUUAUUCUAAUGUUAUCACUUAGUAAGAAUUUAUAACAUUAUUCUGCAAAUAAUAGAAUGAAAUGGAACUGAA
Mercenaria mercenaria is the source of this 3778-nucleotide messenger RNA. RefSeq lists its product as uncharacterized. Lineage: Eukaryota; Metazoa; Mollusca; Bivalvia; Venerida; Veneridae. The record is from RefSeq and is a predicted model, not a curated record. Gene Ontology annotation, molecular function: protein binding. Bases 794 to 2908 code for a protein of 704 amino acids. The transcript has 2 exons.